This is a messenger RNA of Cornus florida, 1465 nucleotides long. RefSeq names its product probable protein disulfide-isomerase A6. The record is from RefSeq and is a predicted model, not a curated record. NCBI's taxonomy places the organism in Eukaryota, Viridiplantae, Streptophyta, Magnoliopsida, Cornales, Cornaceae. The transcript has 11 exons. The coding region runs from base 92 to 1171 and encodes 359 amino acids. Gene Ontology annotation, biological process: protein folding. Gene Ontology annotation, molecular function: protein disulfide isomerase activity. Gene Ontology annotation, cellular component: endoplasmic reticulum.
AACCCGUCACACAACAGUAUCAGUAUAUUCUUCAUUCUUUACCUUUGGUAGGUUUAAUCGUCACAUUGAUCAGAGGAACUAAGCUUCAAAAAUGUCGAGCUCACGGAUCUUCUAUGUCUUCCUAACCCUAGCAACCUUCUUAGUCUCAUCGGCCUUUGCCGAGGAAGUCGUCGUCUUGACCGAAGACAACUUCGAGAAGGAGGUCGGUCAAGAUCGAGGCGCUCUCGUCGAGUUCUACGCUCCUUGGUGCGGGCACUGUAAAAAGCUUGCUCCAGAGUAUGAGAAGCUUGGUGCAAGUUUCAAAAAGGCAAAAUCUGUACUGAUUGGAAAGGUGGACUGCGAUGAGCACAAGGGCGUUUGUAGCAAAUAUGGGGUUUCUGGGUAUCCCACACUCCAAUGGUUUCCUAAAGGGUCCUUGGAGCCCAAGAAAUAUGAAGGUGCACGUACUGCCGAAGCCCUUGUUGAGUUUGUGAAUACUGAAGGAGGGACCAAUGUGAAGAUAUCUGCUGUCCCGUCAAAUGUAGUGGUGCUAACUCAAGAUAACUUUGAUGACAUUGUUCUUGACGAAACAAAGGAUGUCUUAGUUGAGUUCUAUGCACCCUGGUGCGGCCACUGCAAAAACCUUGCUCCUAUUUAUGAGAAGGUUGCAGCAGCAUUUAAAAUGGAAGAAGAUGUAGUGAUUGCUAAUCUUGAUGCUGACAAAUACAAGGGUCUGGGUGAAAAAUAUGGUGUGAGUGGCUUUCCUACUCUGAAAUACUUUCCAAAGGGCAACAAAGCUGGUGAAGACUAUGAUGGUGGCCGGGAUGUAGAUGACUUUGUUACUUUCAUCAAUGAGAAGUGUGGCACUAGUCGUGAUGGGAAGGGACAACUUACUUCCAACGCUGGUAUAGUUGCAACCUUGGAUAACUUAGUGAAGGAAUUUGUUAGUGCUGGCAAUGAUGAGAAGAAAGCUGUAUUUGCCCGAAUGGAGGAAGAAGUUGAGAAGCUCAAGGGUUCUACUGCAAGAUAUGGCAAGAUCUACUUGAAAGUUGCCAAGAACUGUAUGGGAAAAGGUGCUGAUUAUGUUAAGAAUGAAGCCCAGCGGCUGGAACGCAUUCUUGAGAAGUCAAUCAGCUCAGCUAAGGCUGAUGAGUUCACUCUCAAGAAGAAUAUCCUAACUGCCUUUGCUUGAUUCCCGAGAGGAAUGACAUCCUUGGCGUUGCAACUUGGAGGUACCUGUAGGCUCCUUCGUGGAGCUGCUCUUUUAGGUUCUCUCUGAACUUCGGAAAUGUACCAUUUUCAUGCAACUCCAACUCGGUUAUACUGCACAAUUUUUUGCACCUUUAAAUUAUAAUCGUAGAAGAGAGGGAUUGACAUGACCAAUAAUGUAAAAUUUUAAUCGUAGAACCCUUAUAAUUAUCAACUAUUUUUGAAAGCUAUUUUUUUUUCUACUUUUAUUUGGUUGAAUAGGAAAGGAAUGUUUUUA